AUGUCUGAGCACACUCCAAUUGCCGUCAUUGGCAUGGGGUGCCGACUCCCCGGAGGUGCUAGCAGCCCUGAGAAGCUCUGGGAGAUGCUCGCAGAAGGCCGCAGUGGAUGGGGUGAAGUUCCUGCAGAACGUUGGAACUGGAAGUCAUUCUAUCACCCACACAAUGAAGCCAAAGAGUCACUCAAUUCAAAGAGUGGCUAUUUUCUGGAUCAAGACAUUGGGGCAUUUGAUGCCAAGUUCUUCAACAUUGCCUCAUAUGAAGCCCAUGCAAUGGAUCCGCAACAGCGAAUCCUGUUGGAGACAACAUACGAAGCUCUAGAGAACGCUGGAGUAUCUUUGGAAAGUAUUAAAGGCUCCAACACAUGUGUCUACGUGGGAUUGUAUGCCCGUGACUAUGAUCGCAUGGGAUUUAAAGAUCUCCCCCAAAUUACGAAGCUUCACAUUACUGGAACGGGCGAAGCUGUCGUCUCGAAUCGAAUCUCGUACCUCUUUGACCUCAAGGGCGCAUCUGUCACGGUGGACACGGGCUGUUCUGGAAGUAUGGUUGCCCUGCAUCAAGCUUGUCAGAAUCUCCGGACCGGGGAGUCAAACAUGGCCAUUGUAGGAGGAACACAGCUUCUUCUUCAUCCGGAUCAGGCUAUCGCAAUGAGUACAGUUGGCAUGGUGAAUCCACACGGCCGAUGCUUUGUCUUCGAUAGCCGUGGUUCUGGUUAUGCACGAGGUGAAGGCGUUGGCACGAUUAUUCUCAAGCGCCUGGACGACGCCAUAGCAGCUGGUGACCCUGUUCAUGCGGUUAUUCGGAAUUCUGGAUUGAACCAGGACGGCAAAACAGCAGGCAUUUCACUCCCCAAUCCAGAUGCGCAGGCCGCUCUCAUGAAAUGGGUCUACUCUUCUGCUGGCGUGGAUCCUCGGAACACGGUAUAUGUGGAAGCUCACGGAACGGGCACACAAGCAGGUGACAAUGCCGAAAUUUCCUCUAUUAACCAGGUCUUCUGUGAGGAGGCUGGACGAAAGUCAGAUAUCUAUGUUGGAUCCGUCAAAUCCAAUAUUGGACAUUUGGAAGCAUCCAGCGGUAUCGCAGGCCUGAUCAAAGGUAUCAUGAUUGUGAAGAAGGGUUUCAUCCCGCCAAACUUGGAUCUUGAAACACCCAAGCCAAGUCUCAAGCUUGACGAGCGGAAAAUCAAGAUCCCUGUCCAGCUUACUCCUUUGCCCCAGCCAGAACAACCUGGGCCCAGCCGGGUGUCUUUGAAUAGUUUUGGCUACGGCGGAACUAAUGCACACGUCAUUCUCGAACCAGCUCCAGCCCGUGACCUCAAUGAAUCUGAUGUGAAUGGUAACUCAAUCCAUGAAGGCUCAAAUGGAGUUCAAGAUGAUCUUGAAAUCAAAGACACCCCGAAUGGCGUUGCAGAUGCCGCUCAUCAAUCAAACGGUGAUGAGAGCCAUGCCAGCCCCGAGGAGAAGGCUCAAGCCAAUCCUCAGUUGUUUGUGCUUAGCGCUACUUCGGAAAAGUCUCUUCUUGAGGCUGCAAAAAAUGUGCAGAGCUGGAUCUCUACUAGGGCCUCGGAGCAAGACUACCUCUCCGAUCUUGCAUACACUUUGAACGUUCGACGAUCACUCCUGCCACUCAGGCUGAGUGUUGUUGCUUCGACCCCGGAUGAACUCGUUUCUGCUUUGGAGCCAAAGAGUCUCCGUAUCACAAAGCUUCCACACUCUGUCUCCGUUGCCUUUGUCUUCACGGGCCAGGGAGCGCAAUGGUAUGCCAUGGGAAGAGAGUUAUUGGCCGUCAACUCUGCCUUCAAAGAUUCGAUUCUCCAAUCAGACAAAUUGAUCCAAAGCUUUGGUUCUGAGUGGAGUCUUGUGGAGGAGCUCUCAAAGGACGAACAAUCCUCCAGAGUGAGUGACAGCGAGUUAUCUCAGCCUUUGACGACAGCCAUCCAAGUCGCUUUGGUUGAUUUGCUUGCCACCUUUGGUGUGACCCCGCAAUAUGUCUGCGGUCACAGCUCGGGAGAAAUUGGUGCGGCUUAUGCGGCUGGGGCCUUAACGCAAGAGGCUGCGAUUGAAAUUGCGUACCGACGAGGUUUAUGCUCAACUGCUGCCAAAAGGGCAAACUCGACCAAGGGUUCCAUGCUGGCCGUGGGAGUUGGCGAGAUCGAGAUUUUGCCAUACAUCCAGCAGGUGAAGAAUGGCCUUGUCACAGUGGCUUGUUCCAACAGCCCGGAUAGCACUACGAUAUCUGGAGAUGAAGCUGGUAUUGACGAACUGAGCGCCAUUCUGAAUGAUCAAUCCAUCUUCAACAGGAAGCUCAAGGUGGACACGGCCUAUCAUUCUCAUCACAUGAAGAAGAUCGCGGACCAGUACCUCCAGUCCUUGCAGCAUGUGCAUACCGGUACACCACGAAGCAAUGUUACUUUCUAUUCCUCCGUGACAGGGGAGAAGAAGGUUGCCAAUUUCGGACCUCAAUACUGGACAGACAAUCUGGUGUCAAAGGUCCGAUUUAGCGAUGCCCUUCAACUUUUGGCCGAGGACAUGGCACGUUCGAAACAGUCCAGCAAUGUUGCCAACUUCUUUGCAGAGAUCGGUCCUCAUGGUGCAUUGUCUGGGCCCAUCAGGCAGAUCAUGGCCAAACUCAGUAUCCGAACCUUCAAGUUUUCCUACGCAUCUGCACUUGUCCGAACUAAGCAUGCACUACACUCAGUUCUGGAGCUGGUUGGCAAGCUAUUCGAAUCUGGAUGCGGUAUCCAGUUUGAGCAGCUUCUUGCCUUGCACAAGGCCAAGCGUUGGACUACAAUCGGCGAUCUGAGUCCUUACCCCUGGGAUCACUCAUUAUCUUACUGGUACGAAUCUCGACUCAGUCGGGAUCAUCGUCUGCGUCAGUUCCCCUACCAUGACCUGCUGGGAUUGUGGGAUGUUGGGAGCACUAUACAUGAGCCGAGAUGGCGGUACCAUCUCAAUGUCGAUGCGCUUCCUUGGUUGAGGCAUCACGUUGUCGAUAGCUUCAUGAUUUUCCCAGGAACUGGAUACAUUUGCAUGGCCAUCGAAGCGAUGAAACAACUCGUCCAGCUUCGGAAGACCUCGGGGGAGAUAUCCAAGUUCCAUGUCAAGAAUGUGGUUCUUUCCAAGCCUAUCAUUGUUCCAGAUCAACGACCGGAUAGCUUCAUCCCAGAUGUGGAAGUUCAACUUACCCUGACUCGUAUGAAGACCAACGAUGGCAGUCGAUGGGAAACAUUCAGAGUUUUCUCAUACUCGCCUGAGGGAUCUGGGUCAUGGAAUGAGCAUUGUUCCGGACUCAUCACUGUUGACAUGAGUUCCAAGGUUGACGAGGUUGAAGGCACCCGAGAGGAAGAAUUCCUGGUUUCAUCCCACAAACGCAAAUUCGAAGAUAUCCAGCAAGCCUGUCACUUUGAUGCCACCAUCAAUCCUGAGAAAUUCUACAGUGACCUUCGUGAGUCUGGGAAUGAUUUCGGCUCGACUUUCACCUGCAUGACCGAGAUGCAACUAGGACACCAUCAAGGUUGGGCCAAGGUUGAGGUCCCCGAUGUUCCAGCCUGCAUGCCUCGCCAGUUCUUACAGCCACAUGUGAUACACCCAUCUCUCUUGGACUCUUUGAAUCACCUUGCGGUAGUUUUGUUCAAGAAAGAGUGCAGCAACGCACCACUUAUGGCGACGUUCUUUGGAGAUAUCAUCAUUUCAGCAGAUAUAACAUCUACCCCUGCCGAUGAACUGAUCGUCGCUCUCGAGAUGAAUCCCGAGGGAACGCGUUCAGCAUCAGGAAACACAUACGCAUUCCAACAGAAAGAAGAUGGAGAACGCUCUCUCGUCCUGCAUGUGCAAAACUGGCAGCUGAAAGCUGUUGGAGAAGCUCAAACGAAGAAUGAAGAGACUCCAUUCCAUCGCAAGAUGAGCUAUCGGAUGCAGUGGCAGCCAGAUGCGUCUUUCCUAAACGCGAAACAGCUUCAGGAUGCAGUUGAUGUAACUGCAACGGAACAGCAUCUCACUACCGCAACAAGUACCACUGAAGACGUCAUAAUCACCGAAAAGCUGACAUUUGAGCAAAUAAUUGCCCUGAAUGAGCGCGCAGCGGCAAUCUACAUUCGGGAGGCCUUGUCCCAGGUAUCCUCGGAGGCACCAGCGGUGACUACCCCUCAUUUUGCAAAGCUUCUCGAGUGGAUGAAGUCUUCCAGGGAGUCUGAGGUAUACAAGUCGAUGCUGAAAGGAUUGACUUCUUCCGAGGAGGAACUCAUCCUUCAGAGGUCUUUGAUCUCCGGUCUUGAAGGAUUGAUGCUAUCCCGUAUCGGGCUCAACCUGGUCUCCCUUCUAAAUGGAGAAAUAGACGCCAGUGAGCUGAUGCGGGAAGACAAUCUCUUGUCGAGAUUCUGCGGGGAUGACCUUUUCUCAAACAGCCAUCAAUUCAUGGUCAACUACCUAAAGUCAGCUGUGUACAAAAAGCCACACAUGAGAAUUCUCGCCAUUGGUGCUAGUAUGGAAGAUGGGAUUGUUGCUCUGCUGCGUGCAAUUGAUCGUCCAGAGGGACUCAUGGUUGACCACUUCGACCUCGCUGAUAGCUCUUCGGCGGCCCUGGAGCGCGCGAAACCUCUUUUCCAAGAUUGGCACUCUAUGGACUUCAAGGCUUUGGAUCUUGAUGAUAAUCUCAAGGAUCAGGGCUUCGAGAUUGGAUCUUACGACAUGAUCAUCGCAGCCAACACCCUUUAUUCCGUGAAGAACGUCACAACCUCGUUGAAUCAGGUUCGUCAGUUGAUGAAGCCGGGUGGAAAACUAGUUAUGGUUGAACUAAUUCGGCCACCGACAUUGGCCAUCGAGACUAUCUUUGGAGUCUUGCCAGGGUGGUGGGCUGCUGAAGAUGAUCGCCAGAAUUGUCCUCUACUCUCCGAGUCACAAUGGCACGAUCUGCUGCUGGAAAGCUCAUUCAGUGGCACCGAUAUUGUGAUGAAUGAGAACGAUGGUCCAAAGUCCAGAUCUGCCAUGAUCAUCUCGACUGCAUUGAACCAGACUGAGGUGAACAAAACUGCACCUUCGCAAUGCGUUAAGGUCCUCUCAUUUGGCAAAUGGUCUCCGGUAUUCGCAAAGUUCGCCGAGGAUAUCUCAUCUGCUCUCAGUCAAAGGGGCUUUGAUUGUUCAACCGGUGUUUUAGAUCCUCAGGCCAUCGAACAAGACAUUACCUACAUCGUUCUUGACGACGUGGAGAAUGCUCUUCUGUCAAGUCCAUCUGCAGAGGAGUUCGAGACUCUCAAGACUCUUUUCAUCACGAGCAAGUCUCUCCUUUGGAUCAGCGGACAAGAAAAGGUCACUCAGAAUGGCAACGCUGCAAAGGGUCUCAUCAACGGUAUGGCGCGUGUGGCUCGACGUGAAAACGAGGGGAUCAAGUUCAUCACCAUCGACAUACAACAAGAUCUUGCGAACUCUGGGUCUGAGGUUUUCAAGCAGAUUCUGGACAUUGCUGAGAGCUCCUUCUGGCCAGCUUCUGGGACCGAGCAGUCCAAUGAACAUGAGUUUGCGAUUCAGAACGGCGCUGUCUUGAUUCCUCGAGUUCAGCCUGACACCAAGUUCAAUGAGUGGAUCGACCGAGCCGUCGGAGAUGAUCGACUGGACACUCUGCCUUAUCACCAGCCCAGCCGCAGCUUGAAGCUUCACGUGGAAACGCCCGGUCUUUUGAGCAGUCUCCGAUUCGUGGAAGACGAGACUCUGGCCUCGCCUCUUCGCGCCGAUGAGAUCGAGAUUGAAGCAAAGGCAUACGGUGUCAACUUCAAAGACGUCUUUAUUGCUCUCGGUCAAAUGCUUCCUGGAGUCAACAUGAUCGGAGAGGUCGCCGGUAUUGUCACAGCUGUGGGUUCAGCUAUGCAGGGCCGAUUCAAUGUGGGAGACCGAGUUGCCGGCGUUGGCGCCCAGCCCUUCACCAGCAGAGCCAGAGUCAAGGGAUUGAUGUCUUGUCGACUCCCUGACUCGAUCACCUUCACUGUCGGUGCAUCAAUUCCCAUCAUUUACAUGACAGCCUACCACUGCAUCGUUGAAGUGGCUCGUCUCCGAAAGGGCCAAACCAUCCUGAUCCAUGCAGCAUCCGGUGGUGUUGGUCAAGCGGCAAUUCAAUUCGCGCAACACAUUGGAGCUGAAAUCUUCGCAACUGUCGGCAGUGCAGUCAAGCGUCAGCUACUGAUUGACCGGUACAACAUUCCCGAGGAUCACAUUUUCUCGACAAGAUCGAGAACAUUCAAACAUGGAAUUAUGCGUCUUACAGCCGACAAGGGAGUGGACGUCGUUCUCAACUCCCUCUCUGGUGAAUGGCUGAAUGACUCUUGGGAAUGCUUGGCUCGUCUUGGAACAUUCGUUGAAAUUGGCAAAACGGAUAUCUAUAAGCGAAGCCACCUCAGCAUGGCACCGUUUGACCGAAGCAUUACCUUCGCAGCCGUCGAUCUGGUAGUCCUAUUCGAGAGUCAAAUUGAACGGAUGAAUGACGAGUUCCAAACGGUCAUGUCAAUGUUCGAGUCAGGCAUUCUUGCACCCGUGGCUCCUGUUGCAGCGAUUCCUAUCUCGAACAUUGAGGAGGCAUUCCGCUUGAUUGCUUCUCGGAAGCACACAGGAAAGGUUGUCGUUGAAGCUGAGGCAGAUGCUCUCGUGAAAGCAGUGAUUGCUAAGCCCGAGCCGUUGCAACUGGACCCUUCGGGAUCCUACGUUGUAGCUGGUGGUCUUGGUGAUCUGGGUAAGAGAAUCUGCCGGCUUCUAGCAUCUCAUGGUGCAAAGCACAUUGUGACGCUGUCUCGUCGGUCUCUGUCCGAUGAUGAUCGACAGACAUUCGAGGCUGAUAUUGCUCAGCUUGGAGCAGUAUUGCACAUUGUCAAGUGCGAUAUCAUUGACGAAUCCUCUAUGACUGAGGCUGCGAUUAUCUGUCAAGAGACUCUUCCACCCGUCAAGGGUGUAAUCCAUGCCGGCAUGGUUCUCCGGGAUCAUCCUCUCGAGCUCAUGACACCGGACGACUAUCUGACCGCUACCAAGCCCAAGACCCAAGGCACCUUGAACCUGCAUUCCAGCUUCCAAGGCCCUGCACUUGACUUCUUCAUCACUCUUUCCUCCAUCACAUGUAUCGUCGGCAAGACUGGCCAAGCCAAUUAUUCCGCUGGAAAUGCCUUCCAGGAUGCGUUCGCCCAUGCGCAUGCUGGAAAGUCCCACACCCGCUACAUUUCCCUUAACCUCGGUGCAAUUGAUGGGUCCGAUGCCAUCACGUCUCUGCCCAUCCGCCAGCAGGAGCUGAUGCGUCAAGGUGCAAUUCUGGUCAAAUUUGAGGAACUCUUCAAAGUCCUCGAGUAUGCCAUGGGACCUCAAGCAGUACUCGAUGACUGUGUUCAAUCAAUCAUGGGCUUCGAUCGACAGUCCAUGGAGACGGUGCAGGACACCUUUGGACUCAGUAACCCGAUGUUCAGUCAAGUGCCCUAUCUUUCGGAUCAGAACAGCUCUGGUGAUGGUGCGUCCAACAAGGUAGACACGGAGAAGGCUAUUCGGAAUGCCGCUUCCAUUGCCGAAGCUGAGGAGAUCAUCACUCAGGCAAUUGCAGAGAAAUUCGCUCUGUUCAUGGACCGCGCGAUCGAAGAUGUCAAUCUCGACCAGUCACUCGCUGCCUUCGGACUUGACUCGCUGGUCUCAAUUGAGUUGAAGAACUGGAUGGUUCGAACAUUCCAAGUUACUUUGCAGACAUCAGAGAUUGCAGAUGCCCUUAGCGUGGUUGCCCUGGCAAAGACAAUUACCUCACGUUCGAAGUUGGUGAGCGAUGAGCUGCGUGGAACUCCUUCCAGCUCAGACGAGCCUGAAGAGACACCAGCUGAGCAGCCAGUGGCUGAAGUACCCUCCGGUCCAAACCACAGCUUUGAAUGCUGUCGAUACGCAAAGGAUCUCCCCAAACAGCCAUUGAUGGACCUAGACGAAGCAUUGAGCUCAAUUUCAAAGAGUACUCGCCAUUUCGCAACAGAGGAGGAGUACACAGCUCUCUGCCAGGCAAUUGAGAAAUUCGGACAGCCAGGAAGCAUGGGACGUCAAAUGUACGAGAAACUCGUCAACAUGUCGAGUGACCCGAAGGUAGACAACUGGAUGGUCGACUUCUUGACAGAUGCGACAUUCCUCAGGAAGCGAUUCUCCUUGGUACCACUCUCAAGCUUCUUCGCUACACAUCAUGACGCUGCAGUUCCCCAUCCUCAAGCAGAAAGGGCUGCUCUCAUCGCGACAACGGCUUUCCGAUUCAAGGAGGCAGUAGAUGCUGGGACUCUGGAGCCUCAUUGGUAUUUCCAUAUCCCAUCUUGCAUGGAUUCUUGGCAAUGGCUUUUCAACACCACUCGUGAGCCUCAGCUUGAAGUUGAUCGUAUGAGAAAGUACCCUGGAAACGACUACUGCGUCGUGCUCCGCCGCGGCCAUGUCUUCAAGGUGGCGCUCAAGAACGGCUCCGAAGCUGUCUCAUACUCCUCCAUCAAGGCACAUUUCGAUAUGAUCUUGGAGAGCGUUCAAGAUGAGGGCUUCUGGACAAGCAUACUGACUAACGAUAACCGAGACUCCUGGGCCACGCUCCGCCAAAAGCUCAUCUCCAUGAACGACGCAAACGCAGCAUGCAUCCAAGUCAUCGAGCAAGCAGCCUUCGUCAUCUGCCUCGAUGACGGCACACCAACAACCAGCUCCGAGCGAAUCCGAAGGGCUUACCUAGGCGACGGCUUCAACAGAUGGAACGACAAGGGCCUCCAGUUCAUAAUCUUCGAGAACGGCUCAUCAGGCUACCAAGUCGAACACACUAUGAUUGACGGUCUAACAGUCCACCGGAUGAACGAGUGGAUCCACGAAUCCAUCCACGCACAUAUCCCCAGCCAAACCAGCGGUCAUACAAACGGCACAGCCAACGGAUUCCACCCAGUCCUCGAAGAAUACACCCUCACCACAACACCCAACAUCGACGAACACAUUCUCGUCGUGCGAGAUGAACACCUCAAAACCACCUCCGGCCGUGAAUACGGCUACCUCACGCUCUCACACUUCGGCAAAGACUUCCUCGCCGAACAUGGGUGUCCUAUUAAAUCCGUCUUCGACGUUACAAUCCAACUAGCCAGCAAACUCUACUUUGGCCACAACCCGGCCUCCUGGGAACCAAUGUCGAUGGCGCAUUUCCACAAGGGUCGCACAGAGAUCUUCCAAGGUGUCCUCCCAUCCGUAGCGCAAUUCUGCGACUCGGCAACGGACGGAGACGUUCCUGCGACACAGCGGCGUGAGAUGCUCAUCCGCGCUGCGAAUGAGUAUACAGCUGGUCUGCAGAAUUCUGGAAAGGGAAAUAAUUACUUCAGGCUUAUGACUGUUUUGGAGGGUAUGUGGCCGGCUGGUGAGGAGUUGGCGCCGUUGUUUACGGAUCCCGUUUGGCUGAGGACGUAUCCGCGGUUCAUUAUGUCUGGGUUGACGGAUGGUGGAUCAUUGGAUUCGGCGUUUGCCUUGAUUGAUCCUGAGGGUGUUUGGAUUUGCUAUUCGAUUGGGGAGAAAGAGGCACGCUUUUCUAUUGUUGGCCCUACAGGCAACGUGUCCAGGUUUGAGAAAGUACUGGACGAGGCUACGGCCCUUGUUAAGACACUGGUAGAGUCGAGCUAG
Molecule: messenger RNA, 9618 nt
Organism: Penicillium cataractarum
Lineage: Eukaryota; Fungi; Ascomycota; Eurotiomycetes; Eurotiales; Aspergillaceae
Product: Highly reducing polyketide synthase sdnO
Exons: 11
Coding region: 1-9618 (3205 amino acids)
Biological process (GO): fatty acid biosynthetic process; secondary metabolite biosynthetic process
Molecular function (GO): oxidoreductase activity; fatty acid synthase activity; phosphopantetheine binding
Source: RefSeq, a predicted model, not a curated record